UGAAGGAAAAUGAGAACAUUUCCCACAUCAGUAUAUCCUUUCAUUAUUAAUAAUUGCAUUGCUUCUAAUAUUAUAAAGCAGUUAUGAGUAUUAACAUUUAGCAGUUUAUCACAUAGUUUUGAAAUUAGUUUUGUUUAUGAUUGGUCUUAUUUGUUGUGCAUGAUCAAAGCUUAUAUAUGAAUCCAUUGCAUUUGACUCUAAAAGGUCAUGUCUGCAGAUUUUGGAGGCUUGCAGUCUUGUGUGGUAUGUAUGUAUGUGUGUUUUUUAACUUUUGCUUUGCAGAGACACCUGGGGAGAAAAACAGGAUGUCGGGGCGACAGGGUGAACUAAAGGUCAAUGUUGUUUAUAGCAGCAUGAACUUCUAAGACAGAAGUAAAACUUUCCAUCGAACGGGCCCCCACCCAACUACACAUAUAUAUUUUUGGGGUCAGAGGGAAAGGCAGAUCAGAUCAACCGCUCCUCGGGGGACCUGAUUCUGCAUUGGUGUUGUGUAAAGAUAGGGACAGUUUUGACCCAGAGCUCUGUAAUACUUCAUUUGAGAUACUUAUUAAAAAUAAUUUGAUUUGAGUUACGUGUCUAUUCUCCUCAUUCAAAGAACAUGCAGGACAUUUAAAGUCCAACAAUUGGUGACCCCGUCGACGUGAUGAGGAGAAUCCGACAUCAUUGAUUUUUCUUCUCGACAUUCCACUUGCGCAAAAUAGGAAAGGUAAGCAGAUACCUGUUAUAUCAAAAUUCUGCUUUAUUUAAAUGUCGUGAAGAAUAAUUAAUGAUACAAUGAUUAUUGUCAUUUUUAUCUAAAUUGCAUAUCUCAAAUGAACUAUUAAAUGUGUCAAUAAAAUAAAAAGGGAAUUAACAGUAAUAAAAUUAAAAUAAAACAAAAUAAAAUAAAAAUAGUAAAAGAAAAGAAAAUAUAAAAAGGGGGCUCGACGUUGGCAACGCUAGCCCCGACGGGGGCUUAAAUUUCUGGGUUUCCACUCCCGAAGACGUAGCUCAUCUUCAAAAGGGCAGGGUGCAGACCCGGAGCGUGGUCAAGGACCACGGGCGGAUUAGCCGCGGAUGAUACAGAGCGGUUGGACCGCGGUAAAUAGAGAUUGAAGUGGGUUUCAUACCCGAGAAAGUGGUCAGGGACCACGGGCAACGCAGCGGUCGGACCGCAUAAGAGAAACUGAAAGUAAUAAGAAAACCACGAAGUAGUUGAAAAUACGAAGAGAAUAUCGAUAUAUGAAAAAGUUGUGCUAAAGAAUAGGAAUUUGAAACGUACUGAAGACUAUACACCAUGGGUCCUUAUUUUUAAAUGUGCUGUUUGUUUGCUACCGGUAUAUUAUCAGCUUUAUUGUGAGUAUAUUUUAAUUAAAUUUUUUUCUUUAAAGUAAUAUUUUUUGAUUUUUGCUGCCAGUAAAUUGCAAUUCAGUGUUAUCUUUUUACGAAAUAUUUUUGCUAUUAUUUAGUUCCACGAUUAGUACAUUUUUAUUCAAUUUUCUAUUUUUCCUAUUAACAAAGUUUUUACUUAAUCUUAUAUCUUAGGUUUUAAUUACAUUUUUUAUUUUUCUUAUUCAAUUUUAUUAUCAGUAAUUUUUUACUUAAUUGUAUAUCUUAAAUUUUAAUUCAUUUUUCUAUUUCUACGAAGACAUUUUAUUUUGAGUCAGAUUUAUGAUCAGUAAAUUUCAAUUCAGUUUUUUAAAGUUUGAGUAUUAUCUAGUUUUAUUAUCAGUAAAAUUGUAAUUCAGUUUUUAUGUGUUCAAUUAGUAAUCGUUUACUGUAAGUGAAUUUGGAAUAAAAUUUCUAGUUUUAAAAGCCGUCGGAUUCUGUCUUUGGAAAAUUUAUUGUGGUUGCAAUUUACUGUCAGCAAAUUUUAACUCAAUUUGUAGAAAAGCAUAUUUUAUAUCCUGUGUAUAUUAUAUUUUACUAUUGUAUGUAUUUGGGGGAUUGUGUUUAGUAUAACUUUCAUUUGCACGGUACAAGUUUAGACGGAUCCAGUUGUAUUUUUGUUUUAUUAAUGUGAAUGUGUGAUUCUCCGGAGUUGUCUAGUGUUAUUUCAUGUUUAAAGGAGUAGACGUUUCUGCAGUAUAUUUUAUGUUUAUUGUAUUUUAGUGUGGAUGUCCAUUUUCUUAUUUCAUUCCGGGGUGUGACUCGGGAAGAAAGAGUGGUUUAUUUGUAGUUGAUUUUAAAAUAAAUUGAAAUUGAGAAUUGAUUUCUGUGAGUUUAUUACCAGAAGAGAUUGUUUCAUAUUUAACAGAUUCUAAAAUAAGGAAGAGGAAACUGUGAACUUCUCAGCUCGUAGCGUAAUUUAGUUUCACUUUAGAAGUUGUGCUCUUAUUCUGUUGUUUGUCCGCUACGGGGCUGUAGUUUUACUUUCAUUUUGGAAAAAUAAAAUUGAAGUAGUUAUAUAUUAUAGAGUAUCUGUGGUAAAAAGGCGUGCGGAAGAGAGAUAAACCCAGUCCGAGAUAGACAAGAGACAUAAAGUGUUGAAGUGUAAAAGAUUAAAACGGUUACUUAUAUCUAAUAGUUUUGAUUGCAGUAAUGGGACAGGGUUUAAUAAAAAUCAACCGACUCUGUUUGAAACUCAGCCAUGGUUAUCAUAAAAGUAUACAGUGCCUGUGAAUUGAUUGAGACGCGUAUUGUAUAAAUUGUUUUGACUUCUAAUAAGAAUAUUGUAACUUUUAGGAAAAACGUUAGAAUAUUAGUGAGAUCAGUAAAGAGAUUAGAGAAGUGCUCAUUGUUUUAUGGAAAUUGGUAUUUCAACGAGUGAUAAGAAUGAAAUGUUAUUGAUUGAAUUGAAUUUUUUUUUUUAUUUAACAAGUGUUAAAUAUCAUUACAUUUUUGGGGCUUUGACAGAUUUUAAAUUUCAAAUUUGACCAGUAUUAUAUAAUGAAUUUAGUUUGAAUUUUGACAAGAAUUACAUAUUACUGGAUUGAAUUAGCUUUACGUUUUGACAACGCCUUGAAUCCUCUUUAACCGUCAUCGACUGAUGUGUUGAAUAUUAUUAUAUUUUAAUUUCAAUAAGAAGUUAACAUUACUGAAUUUUAUCGUCUGGCAAGUAUUAAAUAUUAUUAAAGUGAACUUUAAUUUUGAUAAAGAGGUGAUUAUUAUUCAUUUGACUAAGAAAACACAGAAAAUAAUUUUGUGAGAGUCUUUUGUGUAUUUACAGAAGGACUGGCAUCGAAUAACAUUGAAAGGAAGAAUAAACGAGAUAUUCAGGGUAAGAAAAAUUGUAGUGGAAGAUAAAAUGAAGACUCUUAAAGAACAAUGGGAGGCAGCAGUAGAACAGUUAGUGAGCGGUUUACCAGAAAAAGCAAGGCUCAAGAAAAUUAAGAAAUUGCAGGAAAUGUAUGAAGAGUGGAAACAACUUAAAGGUUACGAGGAUAGAACAAAAAUAAGUUUGAAAGAACAUGUAAUAGCACAAGAAAGUGACGCACACAGGAAGUUUCAGAGAGAGGACAAAAAGGAAGUGGGGCUUCUCGCUAGAAAGAAGCAUGAAAAGGAAGUGAAGAGACUACGUGAGGAGUUUCACUUGUGGCAUAGUAUGGCAGUAAGUUGUGUGGCUUUGGUACAGCUGGAGAAAGAGACAGAAAAGAAAGUGGAACUAAAAAAGAGUGACGUUAAAGAGAAGGAAACAAACAAAAUUCAAGAAGGGAGGAAGAUAGCAUCCAUUUAUCCAGUACUGCCACCCACUGCUCCACCUCCAUAUGCCCCACCCCACACACAGUUACCGGUACUUGAAAUACAAAAGGGUGUGUUGGACAUGGAGCAGAGGGAGGGAAAUCGCUGGAAAAUAAAAUCAGGUAAAUUAGAUUUAAUAACAGAAAAAGAGAUGGAGGAGAGAGAGAUAGCAAGAGAAACAGCUGAAUUAAUGAGAACACAUAGAGAGCAAGCUGCACAGGCAGAACAGGUGAAAGCAACACUGGAGAAAGAAAUAAGGGAACAAUGGAAUAGUGUAGUACAGGAAAGGACAUUUCAGCCCAGAGCACAAAGCACCCCAGGAGAAACAUUGAGCAGCAGAUUUAUAACAGUGGAUGAGACUGGGAGUCAGAUAGAGGUUGAAAAUCAGGGAACAUAUCCAGUGGAAAUCAGAGGAGAAAUGAGGAUGGGUAAGAAGAUGAGAGAGGAGAGCAAAUAUAACUCCAGUAUAAAGACACCAAAGAAAGAGCAGGAAAGAGAAGAACAGGAAUAUAGGGAACUAGGUCUCAUUCGAGGGAUACCAAAUAUGUGCCCACUAGUGGACACAAAUGGAAACUUAGAAUAUAAACCAUGGUCAUUCACAGACAUGGGAGCUAUCCUUGCAAAGUUACCUCAUAUCACGAGUGGAGGGGGUAAAUGGAUAGGGAAGGUAAUAACUUUGACGCAGGGCCAUACGUUGGCAAUAGGAGACCUGAGGGCGUUAUUGGGCCAGGUACUGACUGUAGGACAGAUCACGGAAAUUGAGCAAGAGGCAGGAACGGUUGGGAUAUAUGAUGACCACCCAUAUUGUCAAGUGGCAUCAGUUUGGGGAAAGGCCCUGCGAAAGCUGUACCCAGCGCCAGCAGGCACUCUUUAUAAUAUCAAAUUUUCUCCAAAAGGGGAAGAAACAGCAGCAGCAUACCUGAGUCGAUGCAAAGGAGAAUGGGAAGAGCACACUGGGGCUCAUCCACAUGCAGACAAAAUACACGAACAAAUGUUCAGAGCUGCUGUAUUGGAAGGAACUCCUAAAUCUGUACAAGAUGAAAUAAAAGCCAACCCCGAUUUACCAGGUGCUGUAUGUGAGGUUUGGGAACGACAUUUCCUUCAUCACAUGUCAAGGGCGAACGAAAAAGAAAAAGAAAAAGUAGGGGAAGUAGAGGAAUUGAAAAAACAGUUGCUAAAAUUACAGUUGCAUGAGGCCAGAUCUAAAAUAAAUGAAGAAAAAGGGAAAAAGAAGGAUAAACAAAUGGUAGUUCAGGAAAUGAAAACCCCUCCAAGAUUUAACAAAGAACAGGAAGCUGACCAAUCAAAUGUUAAAUGGGAAAGAACCACCCAAAGACCAAUGUAUUACUCCAAUAGAGGUAGGGGUGGGGAUUACAAUAGGGGGAGGGGAAGAGUACAGUAUCAAAAAGGGUGUUUCCGUUGUGGUCGUCCGGGACACUUCUUUCGUGAGUGUCGGCAACCUGUUAGCAGACCCCAACAGAGACCAUACUGGGGCAGAGGCCAUAACACACACAUGGCCCCUAACGUGGAAAAGGCACCACGACCACACUCCCAGUACCCUUCGUCCACUGGAGGGGAAGGGGAGUGGUACUGA
This is a messenger RNA of Misgurnus anguillicaudatus (oriental weatherfish), 5254 nucleotides long. NCBI's taxonomy places the organism in Eukaryota, Metazoa, Chordata, Actinopteri, Cypriniformes, Cobitidae. The record is from RefSeq and is a predicted model, not a curated record.